AUGGCGAGCGUUAAGGACGAUGUGCUGAUAAUAACCUUUGGUACUUCUGGCAUCAAACCUCUACUUUUUGACAAGUGGAUGGAAGGAGUUGCAUUACUUAUUUCCGCUAGGGACUGGCGAGCCACCGGAUUUGAGUCUACGCGUGUCAGCCGCGGGAUGGGCAUCUGGGACCGCAUGACUUUGUGGAUUGCGUUCAGGCCUGGAGGUCUAAAAGCCAAUGGCGAGCUGAUUACUGUCAUUUGUGAAAUGGUGUCCGGUAUUGGUUCUGACCGCGAAUGA
Molecule: messenger RNA, 279 nt
Organism: Pyricularia oryzae 70-15
Lineage: Eukaryota; Fungi; Ascomycota; Sordariomycetes; Magnaporthales; Pyriculariaceae
Exons: 2
Coding region: 1-279 (92 amino acids)
Source: RefSeq, a predicted model, not a curated record